Molecule: messenger RNA, 2563 nt
Organism: Gossypium arboreum
Lineage: Eukaryota; Viridiplantae; Streptophyta; Magnoliopsida; Malvales; Malvaceae
Product: zinc finger CCCH domain-containing protein 29-like
Exons: 2
Coding region: 250-2256 (668 amino acids)
Molecular function (GO): protein binding; metal ion binding
Source: RefSeq, a predicted model, not a curated record
UUUGACUUUGACUACCUCAACAGAAAGGGGGAAGAGGAAGAAAAGUCACACUUUCCUCCCUUCUUCCUUGUAAACCAGCAAUAUACUCCAUAUUUAAAAAGCCCUCAACUUGGUUCUUUUUUCCUCUCAGAACAGCUUGUUCAUAUCCCCAUUCUCUUCUCUUAAUCCUUUCCUUCAUUUUUUUCAACUGAAAAAAAAGGUCUUUCUUUGUUUUCUUCUACAGAGAUUGCUUGUUAGGGCUUCUUGCUGAUGUGCAGUGGUUCAAAGAGCGAACUUGUUCCUUCAAAUUUCACCAUGGAAGGUGAAUUACAAGGAUGUAAACCCGAUGCUCUAUCUAAAUGCUCGGUUUUGCUUGAAUUAGCCGCCACUGAUGAUUUGGUAGCCUUCAAAACUGAAGUAGAAGAAAAGGGUUUGGAUCUUGGUGAGGCAAGCUACUGGUAUGGUAGAAGAAUAGGGUCGAAAAAGAUGGGGUUCGAAGAGAGGACCCCUUUGAUGAUCGCUGCCAUGUUCGGUAGUAUCGAUGUUUUGAACUACAUCGUUGGUACCGGAAAAAUUGAUGUGAAUAGAGCUUGUGGUGCUGAUGGCGUUACUGCUGUUCAUUGUGCCGUUGCUGGUGGUGCGAGUUCUUCGGUUCAGGUCAUUAAGCUCUUGCUCGAUGCAUCUGCAGAUGCUAAUUGUGUUGAUGCUAAUGGGAACAAACCGAUUGAUCUGAUCGUUCCGGGUUUAAAAUCUUUGAGUAAUUCCAAAAAGAAGGUGAUUGAGUUGUUGUUGAAAGGUGAUGAUGUUGAUGGUGGUCUUAGCCUGGAAGAAGAAUCCGAAAAGACGGUUCUGAAGAAAGAAUAUCCUGUUGAUAUAUCAUUGCCUGAUAUCAACAACGGGAUAUAUGGAACCGAUGACUUUAGGAUGUAUACCUUUAAGGUGAAGCCUUGCUCGAGGGCAUACUCUCAUGAUUGGACCGAGUGUCCUUUCGUUCAUCCUGGUGAGAACGCGAGGAGGAGGGACCCGAGGAAGUAUCCAUACAGCUGUGUGCCUUGUCCAGAGUUUCGUAAAGGAGCAUGCCCUAAGGGUGAUGCUUGUGAAUAUGCGCAUGGUGUGUUCGAGUCAUGGCUUCAUCCUGCUCAAUAUCGGACUAGACUUUGCAAAGAUGAGACUGGUUGCACACGUAAAGUCUGUUUCUUUGCUCAUAAACCUGAUGAGUUGCGCCCUGUAUAUGCUUCCACCGGUUCAGCCAUGCCUUCACCAAGGUCUUCUGCAGUUAAUGCAGUGGAUAUGUCUACUUUGAGCCCAUUAGCAGUCGGGUCACCAUCCUUGCCGUUGCCUACUGCUUCAACACCACCUAUGUCUCCUUUGACUGCCGCUUCCUCUCCAAAAAGCGGAGGCUUGUGGCAGAACAAAGUUAACCUCACCCCACCUGCCUUGCAGUUACCAGGUAGCCGCUUGAAGACAGCUUUUAACGCCCGAGAUUUGGAUUUGGAAAUGGAAUUGCUCGGGCUUGAAAACCAGUUGCAGCAACAAAAGUUGAUGGAUGAGAUAAGUAGUCUGUCCUCUCCAUCUUGCUGGAGUAAGGAAUACAGUAGGCUUGGCGAUAUGCAGCCUACAAAUCUUGAUGAUGCAUUUGGAUCACUCGAUCCUUCCUUGCUAUCUCCAUUGCAUGGACUGUCCGUAAAAUCUGCAACACCAACCCAGAUGCAAUCUCCAACUGCUCUUCAAAUACGCCAAAACCAACUCCGCGCAACCUACCCACCAAACCAUUCAUCCUCCCUUGUGAGGAACCCCUCGGCAUAUGGUUUCGACUCCUCUGCUGCAGUGGCAGCAGCACUAAUGAACUCAAGGUCUUCCGCAUUUGCAAAACGGAGCCAAAGUUUCAUAGACCGUGGAGCAGUCACCAGUCGUGCUGGACUCACUGCACCUGCUAAUUCCGCAACCAUGAUGUCCUCAAACAUAUCCGAUUGGAGCUCCCCUGAUGGGAAACUUGAUUGGGGCAUUCAAGGAGAUGAGUUAAACAAGCUUAGGAAGUCAGCUUCCUUCGGGUUCCGUAACACCCCAACACCAACCCCAACCCCAACCCCAACCCCAUCCAACAUCGAUGAACCAGACGUCUCGUGGGUCAAUUCCCUCGUUAAAGAUGUUACACCCUCCUCCAGCGGCUCGAUGCAGCAACAGCAGCAACAAUACAACAUCGGUAAAGGUGUUCGAGAAAGGCUUCCACCAUGGGUGGAACAAAUGUACAUAGAACAAGAGCAGAUGGUAGCAUAAAAGAGACCCUUUUUGCUCAUUGCUUUAAAUCUAACUUCCAUUAAGUUUGUAAUAGUAAUUCCGAUAGUAGCGUUAGUUGACGGUAGAAUACUCCGAUCGGUCGGUCCACGAAGUAAAAAGAAAAAUUCCAUGGGCAGGAAAGGUUUAAGUUACUGCUCAUGCUUUAGAGGUUUUAGGAGAAAGAUGAAAACUAAGCAAAAACAAAAUAAAUUUAUUGAUUAGUUCAUAUUCUUAAUUCUUUAUGUUUUUAUUAAUCAAUGGCUCAUUGUAAUAUUUUACAUAAGUAAAAACUUGUAUUGUUAUGAGA